Molecule: messenger RNA, 999 nt
Organism: Closterium sp. NIES-65
Lineage: Eukaryota; Viridiplantae; Streptophyta; Zygnematophyceae; Desmidiales; Closteriaceae
Source: the annotation of a GenBank genome assembly
AUGGCGAAUAGCGAAGAUGUUAUCGUGCCAGCGGACCUGGAAGAUGACGUUGCUGGGUCAGCAUCGGCGUUGCGCGUGUCGCCAUGGUGCGCGCCGUGGCUGUGGUCGGCGGUUAAGGUGGUGCUGCUCGUGCUGCUCUGGCACACCUUCAGCACGGCGCUCUCCCUUCACCUCUGCUGCCACUCGUGGCUGCCCGCCUCCCCCAUCUCCUGGCGCGACUACUUCGUGCGAGUGGUGCCCACGGCAGUGGCCACAUCGCUUGACAUUGCCCUCUCCAGCUUCUCCCUCGCGCUCGUCACCCGGACCUUCUACUCCAUGUGGCGUGUGGUGCUCCCAGUGGCGGGGGAGACGGAGUUUGAGCUGCUGGGCUUCAUCUUCGUCAUGCUGGCCUCAUUCAUGGCGGGUCUCCGAUGGGUGCUGCUGCAAGUGCUCCUCCAGCCCCAGCUCCACAGUGCCUGUGUGCUGUGCUUGCUCUCCCACACGCCACAAUCCUCCGGUUUCUCACCCUUCCUCGCAUAUUUGCUAUGGUCACGCCAUCCUCAUGCCACUAUCUCCUUUCCAGUCCUCCUAGUUCCCCUUGCCUCCCACCAACCGCAAGUCCGCCCUCCCUCUACCCCAACAGGCCUGACCAACCCGCUGCUCACGUUGCUGCAGUAUCUGGCGCCCGUGAUGGCGCUUGUGUGCGGCAUCUUCUCGCUGCUGCACGAGCCGUGGUCCUCGCUCGCCUCCUUGCCCUACUUUGACACGCUGUCGCGCAACAAGGCACGUGAGUCUGAAGGCCAUCAGGUGCACGCGCUCAGUGAUGAGCUCCUCCCUCACCACCCGGGGGCAGGCCCUCGGACCAACUCUAGCUGUCUUUUGAGUCGACUCAAAAGUCAUCUGAAGGCCAUCGGGUGCAAAAGCUCACUGAUGAGCUCAUCCCUCACCACCCGGGCAGGCCCUCCGAGCAACUUUAGCUGCUGCACCACCCCGCCUCGCUCUACUCGUCCGCCCCCCUAG